UGCUUGGCUCUUUUGACUCUGAAAGGGCACGUGUUGCUGCCAUGUCAGAUCUGCGUCAUAGGAUUCUUCCUUCGAACUUUCUGUCACAGAAUUCCAAGGAAGCUGGAUUCUGUCUUUGGCUUCUUCAUCCUGAACCUUCAUUACGGCCAACAGCAAGGGAAGUCCUGCAGUCUGAAUUUGUAAGUGGAAUUCAAGAAUCAUUUGGAGAUGAUUUGUCAUCAUCUAUAAACCAAGAUGAUACUGAAUCAGAACUAUUAUUACAUUUCCUUUCCACUCUGAAAGAGAAAAAGCAGACGGAUACCUUGAAGCUAGUAGAAGAAAUCAAGUGCCUUGAAUCAGAUAUUGAAGAGAUAGAAAGACGGCACACCAAAAAAUCGUCAUUUCUUCCUUGUUUAUCUGAGGCAGCCCUUCAUUCAAGGGGAAGCAAAUUUCUUUACAGCAAAGAUUCAAUUUUUGAGGUGCAUUCUAAUUUGACCCCUGGAAUUAAUAAUGAAUUGAGCUUGAUGAAGAAUAUCGAUCAGCUGGAAAGUGCUUACUUCUCCAUGAGAUCCAACAUUCAGCUUUCUGACAAUGAUGCAGUCACACGGGAAAAUAUGGAAUUACUGAAAGAAAGAGAUAACGGGUGUCAGGCACAGAAGGACAAGGAGAAAAACAAACCCAUCGAUCGUAUAGGGGCCUUCUUUAGUGGUUUGUGCAAGUAUGCUCGAUAUAGUAAGUUUGAAGUGCGUGGGAUAUUAAGGAACGGAGAUUUUCAUAAUUCUGCAAAUGUAAUCUGCUCUUUGAGUUUUGAUCGAGAUCAGGAGUAUUUUGCUGCUGCUGGAGUAUCGAAGAAAAUAAAGAUAUAUGAGUUUCAGGAACUCUUUAAUGAAGCUGUUGAUAUCCAUUAUCCAGUAAUUGAGAUGUUGAACAAAUCAAAGCUCAGCUGCAUUUGCUGGAAUAGCUAUAUCAAGAACUAUUUGGCUUCAACUGAUUAUGAUGGCAUAGUUAAGCUAUGGGAUGUGGGAACUGGUCAAGCAUUUUCCCAAUAUGCUGAGCACAAUAAAAGAGCUUGGUCUGUGGACUUCUCUCAAGUGGAUCCCACCAAAUUAGCCAGUGGAAGUGAUGAUUGUUCCGUGAAGCUCUGGAACAUUAAUGAGAGGAACAGUUUAUGCACAAUCAGGAACAUCGCAAAUGUUUGCUGUGUUCAGUUCUCUGCUCGUUCCACUCAUUUACUAGCCUUUGGCUCUGCUGAUUACAAAACCUACUGCUAUGAUCUUCGGAAUGUUUCAAGCCCCUGGUGUAUAUUGGCUAGCCAUGAAAAAGCUGUUAGCAAUGUGAAAUUCUUGGACUUUGAAACUCUUGUUUCUGCAUCCACUGACAACACGCUAAAGCUUUGGGAUCUCAAUAAAACCAAUUCCACGGGUUUAUCAACGAACGCUUGCAUCUUAACCCUUAAAGGGCACACUAACGAGAAGAACUUUGUGGGUUUAUCUGUUGCUGAUGGAUACAUAGCGUGUGGUUCAGAGACAAAUGAGGUGUAUGCUUAUUAUAAAUCUCUGGAUAUGCCAAUCACUUCUCACAAGUUUGGCUCCAUUGAUCCUAUUUCUGGCAAAGAAACUGAUGAUGACAAUGGACAGUUUGUUUCGAGUGUGUGCUGGAAGCAGAACUCAGACAUGCUUGUUGCUGCCAAUUCCAGUGGAUGUAUAAAAGUGCUGCAGAUGGUGUGAACUAAAAAAUAUAAAUAAAAAUUCUCAUCCGACUGAAGAAAUGCAGUCCUCCUUGAUGGCUUCUUCGCAGCUUUGAGAACCCAAAAAGGUUCAUUUGAUGGCUUUUUUUUACAGACGCCGCAAAGUCUGCACGAAGAAGAUGCUCUAAAAAUGUAAAUGAUCUCAGGUACUAAACUAACCCCCUCAUGGAGAUGUUGAUGCAUCAAGUUCAGUAUUAAUAUCCAAACAUUUGGAUUUCUUAUAGGAAUUGAAUUUGCAGAGGCACAAACUGCAGAUCAAUUAGCUCGCUAAAACUCAAGAUUGUGGCAUUGACAGUUUUGUAGCGGCUCGUCAAAAGUGACGAGAUGACUGAUGCCACUGCAAAUUCCUACAUAGCCUUAAAUUCUAGUUGUAUGUAAACACACAAUGAAGUAUAAAAGGGUAGCUUGUAUAGUUAGUUCACUGUAAAGUCUGAGCAUACAUUGUUAUUUUUUGCUCUUUUAAGAUACUUGAUGAUGGUUUUACUUUGGAAGGAAUGGAAGCUUAAACACAUCCUAAUCCAAUCCACUCAUUGUUGAUUGAAAUUAAAAUUAAUUGAUAAUAAUUUAUUACUCGUCAA
Molecule: messenger RNA, 2304 nt
Organism: Camellia sinensis
Lineage: Eukaryota; Viridiplantae; Streptophyta; Magnoliopsida; Ericales; Theaceae
Source: RefSeq, a predicted model, not a curated record